AUGAAACCCGGCAAGCCUUCACCAACCUCCCCGCUGAGGAUGGAGGGAAACGAAACCAAUCUACAACCCCAAAACAAAGCCGAAUUCAAACGGACUGUCUCCCCUUCUGCGUCAAGGCGCCAUCUCCAGAUCACUACCACCACUACAACGACAACAAACAGCCACAACAACGCCAACGAAAACGACAACGACAACCCCACCACCAAUACUACCACCCAGCAGACCUCCCCCCCGCCAUCAUCAUCGCCAUCGCCAACGCAGCCACCACCCCCGCCCUCACCCUCGCUUUCAUCCUCAUCCUCAUCCACCUCUUCGCACCCAGACGCAGACACAAACCCAUACACAGACCUCUCCCCCCUCAUCCGCCCCCUCUCGCUCUCCCUCUCGCUCAUCACAGCACUGCGGCGACCUUCCACCACCUCCAUAUCCCCUUCUUCGUCCUGCUACUCCUCCUCGUCCUACUAUUCCAACUCCGACCCCAACGCCGACGAAAACAAGUCGACGUCGCCGUCCUCGCUCUACUCUACUAGCUCUUCCUUCGCGGAUGUGGAUGUGGAUGUUGAUGUUGAUGUUGAUGUUGACGCGGGGACUGAUGCGGGGACUGCACUUGAGGGUAUGGCGGGGGUGUUGGGUUUGGGUUUGGGGUUGGAUGGGGGUUUCGAUGCGGCUUCCCCUUCGACGUCGCGUUCAGCAUCCCCUUCUAUUUCGCAGUCAGCAUCGCCUCCUACAGCGUCUUCGACCGCGCCUUCGUCCUCGCCUCCGUCCUCGCCUCCAUCAUCACACCCCCCACCCUCCCCGCUUACAAGAGCCUCAGAGCAAGCCACAACCACAACCACACCAGCACCAUCAGUAUCCCCCCCCCUCUCACCUUGCCCCUUCCCCUCGCACACAACCCCUCCAAAAACAGCUAUAAAAUCAGAGCAAGAGCAAGACUCCGCAGCCGAAACAGACACAGCCACCGACAUCGAAACCCUCAGCGCCCGCUACCACGCCACGCUAUCGACCUUCCUGGCCGCGAGCGCGCACCGAGGCACCCUGUGCGCGCUGCCGAGUCUGCGGCAGAGCGUGGCGGGGCUGGAGAGGGGGGUUGUGGUUUUGGUUGAGCGGGGGAGGGGGAGGGGGAGGGGGUUGGGGGGCGGGCGGGAAGGCGGGCGGGAGGGAAUGGUGGGGGUGGAUGGUGCUGGGGAAAGGGGGGAGGGAGGAAGAAGGUGGGAGGGAGAUAGGGUGGAGUUGGGGGGAGGGGGGUUUGAUGAGGGGGAGAGUGAGGAGGACGGGGAGGGUGAGGGGGAGGAGGAGUGA
Molecule: messenger RNA, 1299 nt
Organism: Aplosporella prunicola CBS 121167
Lineage: Eukaryota; Fungi; Ascomycota; Dothideomycetes; Botryosphaeriales; Aplosporellaceae
Exons: 1
Coding region: 1-1299 (432 amino acids)
Source: RefSeq, a predicted model, not a curated record